AUGGAUCGCCUUGUGAACCUGCCACCUGAACCGCUCAAACCGGAGGAAUCCCAGUGCUGCGGCCAAGGAUGUCAGUUUUGCGUCUUUGACACUUACAAGCAAGAAUUGUUGAUUUGGCAAAGAAAGUGUAAGGAACUCGAAACUUGCCAAUUGGAGAAAAAUACUAAAAUGAAUCCAGAAACUUAUGUAGACUGUGUUAUUGAAAGUGUCGAACCAGUGUGCCCUAGUGUUUUUUUGUUCCACUUCAAGCUUCCGGAGAACCACUGUAUGGAGUUUAGUGCGAGCCAGCAUUUGAUAGCCCGCGAAAGUACGAGCAACUCAACCAUUUCCAGGCCAUACACUCUGAUCAGUUCACCCGGACUAGUGAAAAAAUUUACUGUCUUGAUAAAACUUUAUGACAACGGAAUGAUGUCCAACAUUAUCAAAAGAAAAUGGCUGACAGGAAAGGUAGUUUCUUGGAGAGGACCAAUUGGUCAAUGUGACUAUAAGCCAAAUAGUUAUCGUAACGUACUGAUGAUUGCGGCUGGAACCGGAAUUACCCCACUGUACCAAAUAACAAAGCUGAUUAUUGAUAACCCGGAUGACGAAACGCGCGUUUUUCUUCUUUAUGGUUGCAGAACGUACUCAGAAAUAAUUUUCCAACGUGAAUUUCAUCAACUGCAAGAUUAUUGGAAUUUCAAGGCCUGUUAUUUCCUCAGUGAUGAUGAGAAUCAAGAUGCUGAAACCCUUAAAAGACAUAACGAAGAAAUUAUUUAUCACAAGUUAGACGAGGAAACCUUGAAGGAGAUGAGUGUUAUCAAGCAAAGUGACAGUUUACGCGUUUAUCUGUGUGGAUCUAAAGCAUUUGAUAAAAAAAUAAUCGAGUAUUUGACUAAAAUUGGUAUUGAGAAAAGUUCCAUAAUCACUUUUUAGUGAAUACAAUUCUUGCUGAAU
Molecule: messenger RNA, 933 nt
Organism: Daphnia pulicaria
Lineage: Eukaryota; Metazoa; Arthropoda; Branchiopoda; Diplostraca; Daphniidae
Product: NADH-cytochrome b5 reductase-like
Exons: 1
Coding region: 1-912 (303 amino acids)
Molecular function (GO): oxidoreductase activity
Source: RefSeq, a predicted model, not a curated record